GUUGAGCCCAAUCAAUUGAACCUCCACAUCCAACCAAUGCAAUUUGUGUUGGAUAACAAUCAACCUGGAAAAUUGCAAGGCGAAAUUGUGCACAACGGACCAAACCGAAUAAGCACCUCCUAUAUAGAGCACUACUUUCCGGUCUCUUGUCAACUCCGUUACUCCAUGCUACAUCGGAGCCUGGUGUGGAAUUUUACAAAAUCUAUGCCCUUCAGCAUGCUACUUGAUGGCCCGGUCGAGGUGGAAUGUUUUAAUAAGGAACUGAAUCUGACUAGAACAGUGCGAAAAUUGGUGAGGACAAGUCGAAGCAUAACACCUCGAUGUGUGCUGCCGCGAGCCAUCAAUGUGGACACUUACCCAAAUCAAUACAUCAGCUGUAGACAGACAUUGAUGGCACAGACACGUUUGAGUCCCGUAUCUGCCACGUCGUCUUCCCGUUGUACUGACACAAGUCAAACGUACAUUUAUGAGGAUGGUAUAUUAAACAUCAAGCAGAAGCCGAAAGCCCCCAAAGUUCAAAUUAUGUUCUGCUCCGGAGGAAUCGACAACCAGACAGUAUUGUUUCAUGAUUCUACGCUGAAGCUUGCCCCUAACCCGGUGCAGCCGUUCUACGUUUUUGAUCAACCACGUCCGAUCAGAUUUUAUUUCACUUCCUCGACCGCAUCACGUGAGCAGCGAAGGAUUCUACAUUCACUGGAAAUGAGCUGUGACCUACUAUUGCCCAAUAAUGGGUCAUCCGAAGAAGUGCGCCAAGUCACUAGUUCCAUAGGAAACACCCUGAGCUUACAGAAUCUGACGUUGGAACCACUGUCAGGGUAUUAUCUGGUGCGAUGUGCUGCUUCUGACUACCCUGUCAGGUCCACCUACAAAAUGUUGAUUUUGAGUCUGGGAGUCUACAUCCAAAAAGGCUAACGCUUGCUUUAACUGCUGGCUGUGCCCACG
Dicrocoelium dendriticum is the source of this 942-nucleotide messenger RNA. The record is from the annotation of a GenBank genome assembly. Lineage: Eukaryota; Metazoa; Platyhelminthes; Trematoda; Plagiorchiida; Dicrocoeliidae.